CUUGUGAUCAGUCAAUAAUGUAAAUUUUCUGCCUAAUAGAUAUUUCUGUAGUUUGGUAAGUGCCCACACAAUUGCUAAGCAUUCUUUUUCAAUGGUUGAGUAGUUAAUUUCAGUUCUGCUUAAUGCUCUACUUAAAUAGGUAAUUGGUCUUAAUUUAUGAUUGUAUUCUUGCAUAAGGCAAGCUCCUAAUCCAAUGUUGGAGGCGUCUGUAACUAGAGUGAAAGACUGUUUAAAAUUGGGUGAUAACAAUAUGUUGUCACUUUGGAAAAUUUCUUUGAUUGUUCUCAGUGUAUUUUCGCAUUCAUCCGUCCAUACUAUUUGUUUCUUGCUAUCUUUAUUUAUUAGUUUCCUUAAGGGUAGUGUAACAUCAGAAAAUUUUGGAACAAAAGUGCUGUAAAAAUUGCACAAACCUAAAAUGGCUUUUACUUCUUUCUGAGUGUGUGGUGUUUUUAUAUUUAGUAUUUUUCCUCUGUUGUGUUCUGUGGGCUGAAUUGUGUUUUUACCGACUUUAAAUCCUAAAAAUUCAAUGUCCUCUUGUGCAAACUUUAAUUUGUUUGGUGCUAUUGUAACUCCAUGUGCUCUUAAUUUGUUUAGUACUGUUUUUAUAGUCUCUAUAUGUGUCUUCAUAUCCUUAGUGUGAAUGCAGAUAUCAUCGACAAAAUGUACUACAUUUGGUAUGCCUUCUAACAUGAUUCGCAUGAAUCGAGAAAAUGUUGCGGUGGAAUUAACUAGACCAAAUGGCAUUACUGUCCAUUCGAACAAGCCUUCCUCUGUGGCAAAUGCAGUCAAAGGCAUGGAAUCCGGAUGCAUGCCUAUUUGCCAGAAUCCUCUGUUUAAAUCUAAGUGGGUGAAUAAUGUGGAGGAGCCUAUUUCUUCCAGUAGUUCUCUGGUGUCCCUCAUGGGUUCUGCAUCUAAUUGUGUGAUUUUAUUUAACUCCCUAUAGUCACAACAUAUACGGCACUGGCCAUUUUUCUUUUUUACUACUACCAUGGGUGAUGCUAUUGGUGAAUCUGAUCUUUUAAUCUUGUUAGUCUGUAUUAAAUGAUUUAGUUCUUUCUUUACUUCUUCCCUAAAUGCAUAUGGAAUUGGAUAGAUUUUGUGUUUGAAUGUGGGUUCCUGUGUUAAUAUUAUCUUGUGUUCUAAACUGCUAGUGUGUCCUAUGUUCUCUGUGAUGACAUCUUUGUAUUCUUUUAGAAUUGUUGUUAAGUGUCUGUUUGUUGUGGUGUUAUUUUCAUUGUCUUCUAAUUGUAUAACACUAGCAACGGUGGCUGUGCUACUUAUUUCAUUACUGAUGGUUUCUAACUCUUCAGGAACAGAGUCAUAUUUUCUGAGCAAGUCCACAUGUAGGACUUUCAAUUCACCCUUCAUGUGAAUUACAUAAUCAACUAAAUUUAACUUGUCAUGAAUUGUAAACGGACCCUGCCAAAUCUUUUGUCCAUUAUUGUUUGGCAACCAUACCAAAACUUUAUCAUGUACUUUAAGAUCUCUGAGGUAUCUAUGUGUAUUCUUUAUAUGUCUUUGUCUUUUAGACUCCCUAUCAGUGUUUUCUUUAGCAUUUUCUAUGCCAUAUGUAAUCCUCUCUCUAAUUUUUGUAAUUAUGUCAAAUGUGUCUUGUUGUGUGCCUUUCUGGCCUAAAAUAUUUUCUUUAAAAAGAGUUAACGGUCCCUUUGGAUUGGCCCCAAACAUUAGCUCAAAUGGAGAGUACCCAGUGGUGUCUUGUAUACUCUCUCUAUAGGCGAAUAAAACCAUGGGUAUAUAUAGGUGCCAUUCUCUAGGGUGGUCUAUUGUUGUUUUAUUUAACAUUGUUUUUAGUGUUUUGUUCCAUCGUUCUACCAUACCAUUAGCCUGUGGUCUAUAUAUUGUGGAAUGUACUUGUAUUAUACCUAGCAUUUUUGUAACUGCAUUGGUUAAGUUGGAAGUAAACUGUGUUCCAUUAUCUGACAAUAUUUUAUCAGGGAACCCAUGUCUUGUAAAUACAUCUAAUAAUGCCAUGCAAAUUGUUUCUGAAUUAAUGUUUUUGAGGGGAAUUGCCUCUGGCCAUCUAGAUGCCAUAUCAAUCAUGGUUAAAAUAAAUUUGUGUCCCUUAUUUGAUGGUGGAUUAAGAGGACCAAUGAUAUCUAUAGCUACCUUCUCAAAGUUUCUACCUAUUUUGUCUGUGGGUUGUAUGGGUGCUCUGUGUUUACUGUGUAUUGGGUUUUUUGUCAGACAUGGUAUGCAUUUGUUUAUGUGUUUCUUUAUGUCCUUGUGUAUGCCUGGCCAAUAAAAAUUCUGUGUGACCCUUUCUAAUGUUUUUUUUAUACCCAUGUGUCCAGCCAAAGGACUGUCAUGUGCAUGGUUGAGUAUUUUGUUUCUGAGUAUUAAUGGUACUAUUAUUUGAGAUUUUUUGAUUUCACCUUUCUCAAAAUUUCUGAUUAGAAUAUUAUGUUUUAUUGUGUAAUUAUGUCCUCUAUAAAUUGUGUUAUUGUCCUUAAUUUUGUUUCUAAUGUCCUGAAUUUGCCUAUCUUCUGUCUGCAUUCUAAUUAUGUCUUCUCUAGAUAUUUGUUUUGGAAUGUCUAAUUUUUCUUCUAUUUCGGGCUGUGUCUGACUAGUUUUAUGUUGUUGUCUUGUUAUUGCACUUAUAUAUUCUUUGGUUAAAUUUUUUGAUUCAAUCCAAUUUAAGAAUAGUUCUUGGGAAUUAUCUGGAAUUUCUUUAAUAUUUCCAAUUAUUAACUGACAUACUGGGUUGUCCAUAAGUACUGCCGUUACCUUUCCUGUCAACCAUGGACAGUCUAUGUCCACUACUGCUUUAUAACAUUCAACUUUUGUGUUAUUUGCUAACAUGACUGUGGUUUUUUCAGAUAUAUGGUCUUUAGGAUCAAUCAAUUUUUUGUCAACUACUAUUGUUGUACAACCUGUGUCUCUUAGACACUGAACAAGUUGGUUGUUUACAUAAGAAGGAAAAAAUUGUAAACUUCCUUCACUGUGACAUGCGCUAGCUAAAGUUUCAUGUGGUUUGGUGUUUUGUCUACUGUUAGUCUGAUUGGAAUUAUAUCUUUGAUUUUUAUAUGGUUGUCUACUCCUAUUUGCACUGUUGUAUCUAAUUGGACUACUGUUGGGUGAUGUUCUCUGAUAGUAUUGUUGUGAAUGUCCUAAAUCUCUAUGUAAUUUCCUACACUCAUAUUUUUUGUGACCUGGAAUGCCACAGUAGAAACAUUUGUUGUUGUUUGAAUAAUUAGUAUAUGGUGUCUGGUAAUUGUUUUGAUGACUUUUCUGAAAUUUAUUGUUUUGCCAUCUGGCAGGUAGGCUAUGGUAUCUUCUGUUUUGAUAUGUGUUUUGUUUUUGACUGUCCCUAUCACUGGGUGUGUUUCUAAUAGAGGCUAGUGUGCUGUUUCUAUUGUCUAGCUCUUCAUUGGGGUGAGCAUCUUUAAAUGUUGUGAUUGAGUCAACUAACUCACGCUCAUUUUUAAUCUUUCUCUCUUUAAGGAAUGAAAAUAAAGAGACUGAUGCAUUUCUUAAUAUUUUGUCUAUGAUAAACAUAUCCAGUAAUGCUUUUGGAUCAUUUAGGUCAAUUUCAGUUAAUUCAAGCCAUUUGACAAGAUUGUCUCUAAUAUUGAAUAUGGUGGUGUUAGGAUCUACUUCUCUCUCUAGUCUUAUGUUGUGGAAAUUUUUUCUAUAAAUGUCUUCUGUGUUUCCAUAGAACUUUAACAAAACUUUCUUUAUAUAUGUAUAAUUAUUCUUUUGUUCUUCACUAAGUGAAUUGAUAAUGCUUAGGCUUUUCCCUGAUAAUCUGCUCAAUAAAAUAUUAGCCCAAGUCUCUUCUCUAUAAUUGUAAGACUGACAUAUGCCUUCAAAUUGUGACAGAUAACUAAUAAUUUCUUCUUUAUGUUCAUUAAAUUCUCUAAAUUUGGGUUUAUAUGUGCUAUUGGUUUCUCUAUUGCUUGUUGAUGGUGUAUGCUGUCCUGAUUCUAUUCUAGCUCUUUCUAGUUUUAUUUCUUCCUCUCUUAAUUUCAUAUCCUGUUCUUUUAAUUUCAUAUCCUGUUCUUUUAAUUUAAGUUCUUCUAUUUCUUUUUGUCCUUUUAAUUUCAUUUCUUCUAUUUGUUUAAGAUCGUUUCUCUCUAACAUUCUAGCUUCUCGGUCUUUGUCUUUGUCUUGUCGGUCUUUGUCUUCUUUCUGUCUGUCUCGUAUUUUGUCCAUUUCUCGAGUUACGAAGUCAGUUAAUUUCUCCUGCUUCAAACCAAGCUUCUCACCUACUUCUAAUAAUUCCAAGUACUCUGCCAUUUUUUAUGUGUAAUGUGAGUAACUAAAAUUAUAUUGUUAUGUAUCAGUAUAUCAGUUAUCUCCUUAUUCUUUGGUUAUCAAUUAAAAUAGUUUACGAUAUUUCAUAUAUCUACAUGUUAAUGAAUGUAUACACAAAUGCAAGUUGAUACAUGAAUUAUAAGUUAUAAAUAAGUGUAAGAAAAAUUUAAAAUAAUUAAAUUGUCUAUUUUACAACAUAAAUACAGAUAUGUAGACGUUUACAUGUACACAAAUGAGACAACAAAUACAAAAGUACUGUGUAGUUUAUGGACCACAAGAUAGUAGAAAAUAUGACAGUAGGUUGACAAUAUGUAUAACAAUGACAAGACAAAUAGCACAAAUAUGACACGAUCUACUAAAAAACAACAGUUAUGACAAUGUACAAACUAGACUUCACAGCUAACACAAAAUUAUCCUACAGUGUUAUAAAUAGGGCCAGAAGAAACCUUUACCGUUUUAAUAAAAAAACUUCCCUAGGAAAGAUAACACCGUGGAUGUCCCUACAGUAUACUCUAAAAUUAAACUUAUAUUACACAGAAAAAGUAAAAAAUUUACUUAAUCUAAUUAAGUAUGAUAUAAGUAUAUUUUUAAAGUCUUAAAUUAUAUAUAUAAUACAUAACAUAAUAUACAUAAAUACCAAGUGAAAGUGUCCAAAAGAAAUCUGUAGUUGGUCACCUCUGCUCCUCUGUGACGCUAUGAUUUCUGUGUAAUCGAUAAUCCUAUGUAGUAGAUGCUCCUUCUAGGUAGUAGAUAAUCCUAUGUGGUAGUGUACUUGGGUAAAAUAAUCCAAUGAGAAAAGUUACACCACAAAUUGCUGCAAUAUUCCAAUGUAAGUACCUUGCGUAAUAGUGUAAUUGUGAUAAUCCAAUAAUUGAAAAUUGUCUAAUUUAUCUCCGGUUCUGUUGCACUUGUGAGUAAUUGAAGAAUUACUUGAAGAAUUACUUGACUUGAACUGUGCUGCUUGUAUAAAGUAAAGAUUAUGCUGGGGAAAUCUUACUUCCGCUGUCUUGAUAAAACAUCUCAUCUGUAAUGACAUCAGACUUCUUUUGGUUUUGUGUGGAUCAUCUCUUUCGUUGACUAAUAACUGUAAAAUAGAUUUCUUGCUGUUUCUUCCACGAGAAUAUUCACUCCACUGUUAUAUAAUUGAAACAGUGUACCAGUUAGCUGUUUGAACUCUCAACUUUUGACUCCCGUGACUGACCUAAAUUCAAUCGUUGUCAGCUUGCUCUGUGUGUCGUGGACUCUUCUCAGACUUGACAAAUACUCGGGCGUAAUGACGUUCGAUUCGAAUGUUAAAAUAUAUCAUUGUUACUCAAUGUUCUGUAAUACAUCGUUGUUCUGACACUUCUGACAAUAUUUGUAACGCAUCGUCGUUACACCGCUUCUGACACCAUUUGUAACACACUUCUACUCUGACAUGGCGUGGGAUGUUAUUUCUUAUGCUGUGGGUUAUGUCAGUAGUAUGGUUACUUAUAUUAACGCUUCAGGAUGCCGACUCAGUCUUCUUCAUUCUUUCACUUAUUAUUCAGGCACGUAAAGAAGAAUGCUCAAUUCUAGUUAAAACUCACAGUACUUUAUUGAACACACUUUAUAUUGAUAAUAUUAAUAAAUAAUCCUUGCAUGAAUGUAAUUUCACAUAUAUAUCUAUAGUAUUCCAUCAUUAAGAAAGACACGUCCUCAGACUACUAUAACUCAGCUCAACUGUCUAAUCACACAGCUCUCACGCUACUGACUGACUCUACUGCUCUGCGCUCAGCUCCCUACUAUCUCAGUCAACUCAUACUUCAUUACCAGCAAAGCGUGCAAAACAACCGCUCUGACAAAAACAUAAUUUUACUCUCCAAAAACGUGGAGUUCACAUUUGUUCUCAAAAAUACAAUCCACAUUGAUUGUCUCUCCCCGUGGAAAAACCUGGUGAACACACUCACUGUCCACUCAUGCUACCUCUCUGUUUACAUGUGAAAACAUAGUCCGUUACAGGUGUACAUGGGAAUAUGAUAGGAAAUGGUGUACAGGGACAUAUGAAAGGCAAUGGUGUACAGGGACAUAUGAUAGGCAAUGGUGUAUAGGGACAUAUGAAAUGCAAUGGUGUACAGGGACAAAUGAUAGGCAAUGGUGUACAGGGACAUAUGAUAGGAAAUGGUGUACAGGGACAUGCGCAGGAAUUCCCAGAGUUUAUCAAAGAGUACAGACUAUUUGUUUUCCGUUGUAAUAAAUAAAAAUGUUCAAUUUGUAAUCACAUCAAUCAUGUCACCAAGUGACAUAUUGCUAAGUUCUGACAUGACACAUCAAACAUGUCACCAAGUGACAUACGUGUGAGUUCAGACUAGACACAUCAAUCAUGUCACCAAGUGACAUAUGUGUGAGUUCAGACUAGACACAUCAAUCAUGUCACCAAGUGACAUAUGUGUGAGUUCAGACUAGAUACAUCAAUCAUGUCACCAAGUGACAUAUGUGUGAGUUCAGACUAGACACAUCAAACAUGUCACACAAGUGACAUACAGGCGAAUUCUGACAUGACACAUCAAUCAUGUCACCAAGUGACAUAUGGCUGAGUUCAGACUAGACACAUCCAACAUGUCACACAAGUGACAUACAGGCAAAUUCUGACAUGACACAUCAAUCAUGUCACCAAGUGACAUAUGGCUGAGUUUUGACAUGACACAUUACUAGUGUCAAACAUUUGUAAUGACAUAGCACAUUAUACAUCUCACAGAGUGGUGAGUUCUGAUAUGACAUAUCCUGCAUGUCAAGAAUGAGGGAUAACUAAAAUUUGAGAAAAUGAGAACAUUUAUUUUAUAUGACAUUUGACACACAAUUGAGAGUCCUAUCACAAAAUAAUAUGAUGACAUUUGCCACAUAAUUGAGAGUCCUAUCACAAAUUAGAUAUGAUGACAUUUGACACCAACUUGAAAGUCCUACAUUUGCCACACAAUUGAGAGUCCUAUCACAAAAUAAUAUGAUGACAUUUGACACACAAUUGAGAGUCCUAUCACAAAUUAGAUAUGAUGACAUUUGACACCAACUUGAAAGUCCUACAUUUGCCACACAAUUGAGAGUCCUAUCACAAAAUAAUAUGAUGACAUUUGACACACAAUUAAGAGUCCUAUCACAAAUUAGAUUGGAUGACAUUUGACACCAACUUGAAAGUCCUACAUUUGCCACACAAUUUAGAGUCAUAUCACAAAAUAAUAUGAUGACAUUUGCCCCACAAUUGAGAGUCCUAUCCCAAAUUAGAUAUGAUGACAUUUGACACCAACUUGAAAGUCCUACAUUUGCCACAAAAUUGAGAGUCCUAUCACAAAAUAAUAUGAUGACAUUUGACACACAAUUGAGAGUCCUAUCACACACAGACAUGAUGACAUCAUGACAUUUCUCUUACAAUGCUACAAGAGCCUUGAAGUUGUCUCGUUGUCUUGAUCUUAGCUGCUUGUGCAAAAACUGUUCUUGUCUUAACUGCAAGGCAGACUUGGUUUGACUCAGACAAACGUCUGUCUCUGUGAUUAUCCUCACUAAGAGAUUGACAAUCUCACUCUCUGUUACUUUGCCAACUGUCUGUCUAAUGGGCUGUUGAAUAUUCAUUGCACUAAAAACUAAAACUAUAACUCUAGUAAUAACUAUCACUAACAUCAAUUACUUCCCUUUGUUUCUUUACAAUAUUGUGUAUUUCUGCUUUUGAGAUCUAAAACUUCUCAUAAGUAUGUUAUAAUUAAUAAUGUUAUUAUAAAAAUGUUAUAAUAAAAAAUUUUAUAAUAAAAAAUGUUAUAAUAAAAAAUGUUAUAAUAAAGAAUUUUAUAAUGUUUGAAAAGAAAUAAUAUUGUGAGGAUGUUACAGCACACUGAGCAACAUGACCCAGCAAAUCUGUCAGGUGAAUAGAGUAGCCGAGUGAACGCACAAAAGCAUACACUGGAAGACACAAAUACUUUCAUAAAUAUUUUGGAUUUUAUGAAUUUAAUAAAGAAUGACACUCACAUGCCAUCGAUGUAAUGUUUUAAUGUUAACUUUUGAUAUGACAGAUUUGACCGCCUCAUAAAGAUGUUGGAAUGGCCGCAACGAACUGUGAAAGAAAUGAUGGUAAAAAUGUUUAGCUGUAAACAAAAAAGCAUUAGAUAGUAUAUAGAAAAGCUGCAUUGAUAAAAAUAGUUGAACAAGGUAAGUGGAAGCUUGAAUCAAAGACAGGACAAAAAGAUAAGAAUGUUUCGGCUAAGAGCCUUCCUCAGCAGACAGGACAAAUGAAAAUAUGACAAGAAAGAGAAGCUAGUUAAAAAAUUAAGUGAUCGCCAUUGGUAUUGUUUUACAAAAGCUAUAAUUACAUAUGUAAGUACUUGACCUAUAUACAUUAUGUAAUAUAUAGGUGUGUGUAAGUGGUUGAUUGGAUUUAUGUAAGUUUUAUGGACCAUUUAAUCCAUUUGAAUGGUUUCCUUGCAUUACUUUGUUCUAUGACACUGAUGGUAAACCUUUUAGAGACAGAGUUCCCAAACUCCAACCAAAAAGACACUAAACUAUUGCAAAGUACCAACACUGCAACUGAACCUGAAUACUGGGGUUCCAGUUUAGAACUAAGCAAUUAAAACAUUAAAAUCUUUUGUCUAAAAGGAAAAAAGACAAUAACAGAGAUUUCAAUGAUACAAAGGGAAGGGAAAAGACAAUGACAGAGGUUUUCAUGAUACAAAUUGUAAGGAAAUCUAAUAACAGACGUUUUAACAAUACAAAUUGUAGGGUAAUCCAAUAACAGAGGUUUCAAUGACACAAACAGCUUCUAAAAUGUAAAUGAUGAUAUGGCAUGCUUUUGCACAAUGAAUGUAACCUUUGCCCACGUGCUGACAGAGAGGGCUCUGAGUGCAUGCUGCUAAGUGCACACCCUAGGUUUGCCCCCCCCCCUGUCACACCCUAGGUUUGCCACCCCUGUCACACCCUAGGUUUGCCACCCCUGUCACACCCUAGGUUUGCCACCCCUGUCACACCCUAGGUUUGCCACCCUGGUCGUAUGACAAAUUUGGCAACUGGACAAAUUUUUGUUUGUCAUCCAACAUUAACUAUAUUCACAUAACUGUUAAUGUGAACCUACGUAAAUGUAUAUCACUGCAUCAUUAUAUCAUCUUUGUAUGACAAUAUAACACAUGUAUACAUAAAACACUAAUAUGGCAAUAUACCAUGUUUAUACUUCCAUAAUCUAAUGUCUCAAUAUACCAUGUUUAUACUUUCAUAAAUUAAUGUAGCAAUAUACCAUGUGGCUUUCAUAAACUAUUGUGGCAAUAUACCAUGUUUAUACAUCCAUAAACGAAUGUGACAAUAUACCAUGUUUAUACAUCCAUAAACCAAUGUGACAAUAUACCAUGUUUAUACAUCCAUAAACCAAUGUGACAAUAUACCAUGUUUAUACAUCCAUAAACGAAUGUGGCAAUAUACCAUGUUUAUACAUCCAUAAACCAAUGUGACAAUAUACCAUGUUUAUACAUCCAUAAACCAAUGUGACAAUAUACCAUGUUUAUACAUCCAUAAACCAAUGUGACAAUAUACCAUGUUUAUACAUCCAUAAACCAAUGUGACAAUAUACCAUGUUUAUACAUCCAUAAACGAAUGUGGCAAUAUACCAUGUUUAUACAUCCAUAAACCAAUGUGACAAUAUACCAUGUUUAUACAUCCAUAAACCAAUGUGGCAAUAUACCAUGUUUAUACAUCCAUAAACCAAUGUGACAAUAUAUACAAUGUUCAUACUAACAUUUGUAGAAACAUUUCCCAGUCUGGAAUGUGCAGUCCCCUGGCUUGUAUGGAGGUGCUCUGAGUAAACAUAUCCAAUGAAGCUUGGAUUUCUAUAAAAAUUUGGUUGUCAUCUCUUGAGACAUCAAUUGGGCUUUGCUUAUCCCUAAACACAAUUGUAAAUAAAAAUAUCUUAAUUUAUUUUUCUUGACUAUAUAUUUACAACACUGAAAUCUACACACAAAAAAUGUUGCAUUAGCUUCUUACUUUACUUUAUUUAAAUUAAAAUAUGAAAGAAAAAAAGGGAAUUUUUUAAAAUGUAUUUUUUCAUUACUUUUGAAAAUUUGAAAAUAUGGACAGUUUUAUGUCAAAAGAAAAAUAUUUCCUGUUUACCUGGAUUAUCAAAUGUCUCACUUUGUCUCAAUGUGACACUUUGGUCACAUGACUUUUUUGUGACAUGACUGAGGUUGAACAACUUGAAGAAAGUUCAUUUAAAUCUUCAAGUAAUAACUAAAAUAUCUAAAAUAACAAGACUUUGACCAAGAAAUGCUUACCAUGGUAAAGAUCUGGAAAUACUUACUGAUCAAAGGGCAUUUCUUCUGAGACUUUGGACAAAUCUUGGAUCUGAAUGAAAUGAAUUCAAAUUAACAAAAUAUAUAACAGUCAAAUAUAAAAAUUAAUUCAUGUAUCACUGCAUGAGUUUAAAUAAACCAAAUAUAACAGUCAAAUAUCACAUUAAUUCAUGCAUCACUGCAUAAUUAGUUAAAAUAAAACAGAGAAUUGUGCAGCUGACCAAAAUUAGAAUCAAAAGUUCACCUUCUGUUUAAGUACUGCGACAGGGUGAAAGAUUGACCUAUAGUCAUCCAAUGGACACAACUGUUCAUCAACAUUCACUGACCCCUACAAACAUAUUCAAUAUUUAAAUCAUUGUUUCCAUGUUACAAAUGUAAAAAAAAAUGUAAUCUCAUAUUUGACAUUUUGAAAAGUCUUGAAAUUAAAUAUUUAAAUGAAUGUUUAAUUAUUUAUUUUCAAACAGCUGCAAACGUUGCAAGUGAUUUUCACCUUUUGGGCCAGAUGGCCCAAUGCAAACAAGAGAACAUGUGGCAGAGAUUUUGCCACUGCUUCAUAAUCAGCUUCACCGUGGCCAAGUUUAUCACGGGCUCUAGGACCACUGGGAUAAAUCAGGACAUCGUGCAGCAGGUCCUAGUGACAGAAACAGCAAUUGGUUAUACAAACUUUCUUUUUGUUAAAAUUUUUUCUUCAAUAUAAACAUUUUAAAAAUUUUGAAGACCUAAAGAUUUUACCACUAAAAUAACCUAUGUUACAAUCAAUUUAUUUUCAAAACGUGUUAUGUUACCAUGAAAGAUUCUCCUAAGACAGAGACAAGGGCAUUUUCUUUGCCAUCUGGCAAUUGGUCAUCUAAUAUCUGAAACAACACAAAAAUGGAUUGUUCUUGUAUUUGUAGUUCAUUAUAAAUAAAAGGACUUUAGUUCAUGGUCUAAUACAGACAUAGUUGACUGCAAUAAUAUCAGAGACAUUGUGUUCAGGAAAAAAAUCAAAAGCCAUUGCAAUGCUUUAUUUAUAACAAAACAAAUUUUUUUAGUGCCCAAACGAGAAGAAAGAGUGAAGUAGAGUUUACACAUGUGUAUACUUGAAUAAUGAGAGGAGACAUUUUAUGUUCCUCUACAAAUUAAUUUUAGUUGUACAUAGAUGCAAUGUCCAGAUUAUGAAAAGAAAGAAAAGAGAAGAAAAGAAAAGAAAGAGGGUGUGGGGAGAGAAAUCAGACAGAAAGGAUAGGUCACAUACAUACACAUAAUAAGGGUUAUGUUUAGAUUUGGAAAAAUGAGGAUAACAGUGAUAAGCCAGUGAUACGUGUGAUAUGAGAAGCCUUUUAUAUGUGACAUGAGAAGUCUUUUGUAUAUGUGAAUAUUGGAAUUCAGCAAUCACCAUGACAAAGUUAUCUUAUUUAAAUUUUAACAUUUAACACACCCCCCCCCCCCAUUCCUUUUAUUAAUUCUCUGAUUUUAAUUAAUUCCUAACUAUGGAGUUUGUCAUGACAUUGAGAUUAAACUACAGACAUGGUAUGCAUCCUUAGAUUAAACUACAGACAUGGUAUGCAUCCUUACCUCUUCAAAUGUUGUGUACAGCGUUGUGGCCUGUGGAGAUAAACACAGAUAUUCAAAAAAAUUAACUUAAAUAUUUAAACAACAGAGCUUGAGGACUGUGAAAAAAUAUAGUUAAACCUAACUAGUUUAAAUAAAUGUUUUUACCACAUCUUCCUCCACACAGAUGCAGUGAUUCUAUUAGAAGCAGUAAGCUACAAUACCUCAGCAGUGAUAAGACGAUCUGGACAAUGGUUGGCGGCCACAAAAAGUCUUCUCAUCGCAUGUUCCAUCAAAGGAAGCAACUGUACUGCACAUCUACCAAAUCUGAAAGAAUUUUUUAGUGUAUGUUACUUUCUCAUUAUUCAUAGACAGACAUUUAGUGUAAUUAUAUGGUUCAUUAACAUUAAUGUAAUUACAUGGUUCAUCAACAUUAAUGUAAUUACAUGGUUCAUCAACAUUAAUGUAAUUGUAUGGUUCAUCAACAUUAAUGUAAUUACAUGGUUCAUCAACAUUAAGUGUAAAUCUCAAGAAAAAAACCAUCAAGUCAUAUUUACUCACUAAACGAGUCAUUCCUCCAACAAGUAUCCAAUAGUCCAUACCUUGGAAUUCUCUCCUCAAAUAACCUAAAAUGGUCACCCCAUAUAAACAAAAUUUCAAAAAAAGCCAACUCUACGCUAGGUUUCAUCCGAAGAAAUGUGCGCCACUGCCCAACUUCCUGCAAACAAAAUGCCUAUCUCGCACUCGUCCGUCCACUACUGGAAUAUGGUGCGAUCAUCUGGGACCCAGACCUUAAGCAAGACGUGGACACGAUGGAGCGAAUUCAACGUAACGCGGUGCGUUUUAUUGCUCUAGACUACAAAUUCACCACUCCUGGCUUCGUCACUGGCCUCUUAAAAAGAUUUGACAUCCCCCACUUAAAGACAGACGAGAGGGACUCUGCCUGAUAUUCUUAUAUAAAGUGUCAUGGGACUGGUGUCGGCCAUCCCAGCAGGCACAUACCUCACCCUACAGAAGCCGGGUAAAAUGAUCAGAGCAAAACGCUCACUGAAAACUGACUUCACCACUGACAUUCCCAUAAACAAUUACACCAGAAGCAAUAGCAAAUGCUUCAAAGUGCCUCAGAGCAGUAUCAACAAUCUUUCUUCAAAAUGCACAAUAAUAGCAUGGAACCACCUGAACGAUGCCACUUUGAACUCGACAUUGGUUGAAAGCUUCAAGGCUGCCCUGGCAUCAGCUAGGAGCUGUUAGAAUAGCAACAUUAUAUCCCCAACCGUUGCAAAGAUGCCAGUACAUGGAUGCAGCAACGAAACAUUACCAGAACCAGGACAUGGUUCAUCAACAUUAAUGUAAUUACAUGGUUCAUCAACAUUAAUGUAAUUACAUGGUCCAUCAACAUUUAGUUUAAUGACAUGGUUCAUAAUCUAUUUUAACAUCAAAUUUGUUCAUUAAAUAUGCUUGUAUGUGAAUUGGUUGUGCUUAUCAAAAUCAAUUAUAAAAAUAAGAUGGACAUUGAUAAAAUUCACUAUUAAGAUCAGAUCAAUGUAAAUAAUCAACUCACCAAUUAUAUCUGUACAAUAGACAUAAGCAACUUAGAAGUCACUUUUGCCAUCUGCACAGUCCCUCUAAUCCAAACAAGAUUAGAUUACUGUAACAGUAAUGUUGUUUGUAGGGUUUACCUCAGAACCAAAUUCAAAGACUCCUGAAGGUAGAAAAUACUGCAGCACAAAUUGUAUCCCAGAUGAAGAAAUUUGACCGCAUUACCCCAGAUCUUAAAGAUCUACUCUGGCUUCCGGUGAGUGAGUGCAUUGACCACAAAUUUCUGUCUCUGGCGCUAUACAAGUAAUCAAUCAAUCAAGGAUCUCAAUCAAUCAAUCAAACCCAGCUAAAACUCACCACUGACAUCUGAACAGAGGACACAGCUAAAACUUACCACUGUCAUCUGAACAGAGGACCCAGCUAAAACUCACCACUGACAUCUGAACAGAGGACCCAGCUAAAACUCACCACUGACAUCUGAACAGAGGACCCAGCUAAAACUCACCACUGACAUCUGAACAGAGGACCCAGCUAAAACUCACCACUGACAUCUGAACAGAGGACCCAGCUAAAACUCACCACUGACAUCUGAACAGAGGACCCAGCUAAAACUCACCACUGACAUCUGAACAGAGGACCCAGCUAAAACUCACCACUGACAUCUGAACAGAGGACCCAGCUAAAACUCACCACUGACAUCUGAACAGAGGACCCAGCUAAAACUCACCACUGACAUCUGAACAGAGGACCCAGCUAAAACUCACCACUGACAUCUGAACAGAGGACCCAGCUAAAACUCACCACUGACAUCUGAACAGAGGACCCAGCUAAAACUCACCACUGACAUCUGAACAGAGGACCCAGCUAAAACUCACCACUGACAUCUGAACAGAGGACCCAGCUAAAACUCACCACUGACAUCUGAACAGAGGACCCAGCUAAAACUCACCACUGACAUCUGAACAGAGGACCCAGCUAAAACUCACCACUGACAUCUGAACAGAGGACCCAGCUAAAACUCACCACUGACAUCUGAACAGAGGACCCAGCUAAAACUCACCACUGACAUCUGAACAGAGGACCCAGCUAAAACUCACCACUGACAUCUGAACAGAGGACCCAGCUAAAACUCACCACUGACAUCUGAACAGAGGACCCAGCUAAAACUCACCACUGACAUCUGAACAGAGGACACAGCUAAAACUCACCACUGACAUCUGAACAGAGGACACAGCUAAAACUCACCACUGACAUCUGAACAGAGGACACAGCUAAAACUCACCACUGACAUCUGAACAGAGGACCCAGCUAAACCUCACCACUGACAUCUGAACAGAGGACACAGCUAAAACUCACCACUGACAUCUGAACAGAGGACCCAGCUAAAACUCACCAUUGACAUCUGAACAGAGGACACAGCUAAAACUCACCACUGACAUCUGAACAGAGGACCCAGCUAAAACUCACCAUUGACAUCUGAACAGAGGACCCAGCUAAAACUCACCACUGACAUCUGAACAGAGGACACAGCUAAAACUCACCACUGACAUCUGAACAGAGGACACAGCUAAAACUCACCACUGACAGGCAAAACUGACAACAUUUCUAGAUUGGACAAAGUUGAAACUCACUGUUUAUGCUUGUAACAGCUGAACACAGACUUGAUUAUUGUGCUAUUGUUAUUGGUGUUGAUCCAACUAUUUAACACACACAUCUCCAACUCUGUCAAUUUAUCCUCUGAUAGGUCUACAAAAGUAAAAUAAGCAUGACUCUGUAAUGUGUUUAAUGAUUCUGUAUAGUUUUUAAUGAUUCUGCAGUGUCUUUUAUGAUUCUGUCAUGUGUUUAAUGAUUAUGUAGUGUUUUUAGUAAUUAUGUAGUGUGUUUAAUAAUUAUGUAGUGUGUUAUAUAGUGUUUAAUGAUUCUAUAGUGUGUUUAAUAAUUCAGUAAUGUGUUUAAUGAUUACAUCAUGUGUUCAAUAAUUAUGCAGCUAUACAUGACAACAGCAGAUAAACACUACAGUUAUACAUGACAACAGCAAAUAAACAAUACAGCUAUAAAUGACAACAGCAAAUAAACAAUACAGCUAUCAAUGACAACAGCAAAUAAACACCACAGCUAUACAUGACAAUAGCAAAUAAACACUACAGCUUUAAAUUCAGCAAAAAAAUACAUUUGAUGCAAAGUUUUCUUAAUAAUGUUUGAAUAAAAUCCCAUCCUUGAACAGACAUUGUACUCUACCAUCGAGCAGGGCUGCAAUAGUGUCACUCUUUGAUAAUGUCACAUAGGAUCUAUUCUCCAUCAUUUUUGAACUCAUGUUUUUCUCCAGCAGUAGAUUUCCUAUGCUAGCAGCCAUCACCAGUAGAAAAUGGAUGUAUCUGUGAAAUCAAGAAGCAGACUCUUAUGAAGACUGCGACCAUACGCAACCGGGUAUCAGAAGUGAGGGUUGGGAUUAAAAACUAUUUAAAAUGACAUCCGAAUGGGAUUUAGUCUUAAGGGACCCGGUUACGCAUGUCCCCUAUUCUGACCCUGGUCCCUUUAGACUAAAUCCCAUUUGGAUGUCAUUUGUGGUAGUUUAUUUUAGUUAAACUGAAGAAGUAGGUUUACAAACAUACAGUCCAUUCAAUUAUCUUUCAUUUCAUACCUCAUUUUGUCUUACAAACCCAACAAUAAUAUUUUAAAUAGUUUUUAAUCCCUACCUCUCACUUCUCGUACCCGGGUACGAAUAGCCACUUCGUUUAUAAAUGCAAAACUUCUUUAAGAAAGCUUAAGUAAUAAUAGUUAUAUUCUGCUUCCAGGAAGUGGUGUCAAGAGACUUUAUCUUUGACAGAAAAGAUCUUUAUAAACUUCUGUCAAUAAAGAAGUCAAUGAAUCCAUUUAAUUUCUAUAAAUGCACUUUUUGCUGAUUUAUUACCUUCUUGGUAUUUCAUUCUCUGAUAGGAAUCCAUGCCAAACAACAUUUCUUAAGUUCAUUGAGUUGGGUGGACCAAUCAGAACUUCAAGGAGCAUUAUCUAGAAGGAUUAGUUGAGUUCUUUUAGAUACUUAAAACCCACAUUAGGCCCAUAAGUCUAUAUUAAAAUAGAAAUAAUAAAAAAAAUAAAAGCAUUUUGAAAACUUUUUCAGAUCUUGAGACAUUAAUAAUCUACCCAUUUAGGCUCAAUGUGCGCAUCCGCUAUAUUAUUUAGUUUCUAUAUACAACAAAAAUAUCAGACUGCCUUCUUAGCCCAAUCUAUGUAUUUGUAUAGCCAAAAACUAUUCCUACUAGCAUCUGUGGCCCAUACAUCAGAAUUAAUAAAUGAAAGAAGGUUUUAUUCUUAAGUCUCUAUAUAUUACGGCAUGUUACGUAGCUAACGUCACUUUAAAAAAAACAUUCACUUACGGCAGAAGGACUCAGGAUAUCUUCCAAUUCUUGGGUGGCCAGAAGGUCCUUUAGCAAAGUAGGACAGGGGCUGGCUUUUGUUAAAUAAACCUUUCACAAAGUUGACAAUAUAUAUAUUUAUUACAUGUUAAAUUUUUUUUUUUGCAAUCAAAGAUAAAAGUUUUUUAAAGCAGCCAUGUAAAAUGUGAUAGCUCUCAGGAUGUCAGGAUUUUUCAAUAACAUAUAAAAAUUGUCAAUCAAAGAUAAAAGUUUUUUAAAGCAGCCAUGUAAAAUGUAAAGACUGGUCAUGAAAAAAGUAAUGUAAGAAUACAUUUUUUAAAAACGAUUUUUACAAACAAACCAUCACAAUUAGCAAUCCGAAUGUUCUCCCUUUAUUGUCCUGUCUUUCUAUUUCGAGCUUCCAAAGCCCUUGUUCUACUAUUUGCUUCACAUAGCUUGAACGCAGUCCUUCAUUUAUCAUACUCAAUGAGUGGCCAGUGUUAAAUUUUUAACCAAUAAAUCUACUUACAUUUCCCAGAGCUCUUUCUAAUCCUCCACACAACAUCAGCAGAGCUAAGAUGUCAUCAGAUCCACUUUUGUGGGUGAGAAGUUCAAAACAAUCACAAAAUAACUGGAACAUAUAAGUGUGGUUUUUUUUAAUGUUAUUUAAAUUAUAAACAACUGAAAAACAAAUGAAUUCUUUAAAGUGAAGGAAAUCUUUUGAUUGGCAUUUUUUUCUAUUAUAAGUCAUUCUUACUUGAUUUAUAAUUUCUCGCUUUGUUUAAUUUUUUUUUGUAGAUUUUAUUUAAUUUCAAAUAUUUAUUUCUCGAAUAACAUUAUAAUUUCCUCCCUUGAUAUAUGGUUAGAUUUUAAAAUUUAAAAUUAGAUAACUUUCACCUUUAGAUUCUUUGUCCAGUCAAAUAAUGCUCCAUACUUGUCAGAAAAAUCACCAGGUGAUAAACUAUCCAGAAAAUGUUCGGUAAACUUAAAAAUUGGAUCCAGUAAUCUGACUGAUUCUUUAUAACAUAGCUUUGAAUUUCUUUUAGGCAGAACUGAAAUUUUAUGAAAGAAAUAUAUUCUAGCAAUUGAGCUUAAUUAAUUAUAUAAACUACCAGUAUUUUUAUUAAUUCUUUGAACAAUAUUUCAAACUUUCUGAUAGUUGAUUAACAUGCAUUUAAUUAAUAUGGCCUACUACAAAUGUAAGAAUUGUAAGUUUUAUGUUUGUGAGUUCUUUUUAUUUAAAUUUUAUAGUUUUUAGCUUAAAAAAAAAUUGGGAUAUGGAACAUUUAAAAAUUUGAUGCAAGAUGAAGAAACAAAUCAUUUCUAUGUGCAAUGCUUUUGACAAGUUAUGAUUCACAAUUAAACUAUUUUUAUCAUUUUUUUUGUUAAGGCAUCAAAAAUUAAUUAAAUGCCACAUGUAUCUUUUUAGACAAUUUAAACUAUGGCAUUAUGUAUAAACUGAACCCUUAUAUUUAAAAUUAAAAAAUGUCCUGUGUGCCCUUUUAAAACUAAAAAUGGGUAACUAAACUAUAUCUCUGUAAGGACAACCAAGUUACAAGGGGCUCGAGGUGGAAUUGCUAGUCAUGAGGCUUGAGGCAGAAUUGCUAGUCAUCUAUUAAUUUACAGAUCAAUAGUAUCGAAAUAACCUAUCAGUAAAAUUGUGUCUCUAAAGUACAGUGACCAGAUUUUUUAAGGUUUACCUGGGACCCAGGGGAAUUUGUGGUGGGAGGGAAGCCCAUGGUGCCAAAGCCAAAAAAGAUUCAUGAAAAUUGACUGAAAAACACGCUUUACUGAAAGCUAAGAAAAAAUUCUUUAGUGUACCGGUACACUAUAGCAUACUGGAUAUUAUGGAUGUACUGAAACAUUACGCUGUGUUAAUCAGAAAUCACGGGUGAAAUUUUUGUGAACAAUACGCAGAAAAGUAACACAAUUGUUUAGUGAGGAAUUUGUUAAUAAUUUCUAAGUCUGAGAGUGCACAUCUCAUUUUUUAAAGGUUCAUAAAAGGAAAAACAGCUUGUCAGUGAGAAACUAACUACUGGUACUAACAACUGACAUGUUGUUAAAAAAUAUAAAGAAAUUGACACAACCGGCGUAUGUCAGAAAUACAAUGGACAAUGGAUCAACUGUCAUCAUUAAUAUAAUAAUCAUGACAAACUAUUAUUUCUGAGAUGAGUGGAUAGCUCUCAGGAUGUCAGGAUUUUUCAAUAACAUAUAAAAAAUUGUCACAGUCACAUGAAUCACUGAAAUUGCAUUUGACAAUCAGCAUACGUUUCAGUAUCAACUAUUACUUUGAGUUGCUAUUUAUCUGGUGGCCACAUGUGAUUUAUCAGAGAAAAGACUCUUUCAGUGUGAGUGUGAGCAUUUGUCCCUGGAGACAUAAUUGACAUAAUGCAAAUUUCCAUUAUCACAAGGAACAUGUUUUGCAAAUUGCUUAAAUAUUUUCAUCCAUCAUUUAUCUACUGGGAAUUCUGCUGUAACCCACUCAUUGUGUCUAUGUGUGUGAUCUAUUUGGCCUAAAUUAAUAAAUAAUAAUAUAACAGUACAGUGUGUACCGUAGUUAGUGACUUACCAGAAGAUGCACAUUUCUGAAUCUUGAAAAAGAUUAUGCUACCAUAUUUUUCUGGGGUAAUACUAAUAGUGGCAACACUCAAAAAUAAAUGUUUCCCACUUUCACUAAUCUGGCCAUGGCUAUUAUUAGUAUUUUUGAGCAACUCACAAGGGCAAACUUUCCUAUUAUUGCUAAUGUCAAGUUGUUGGUCAUUUUCAUUUAUCACCUCUAAAGUUUCUGAUAUAAGUAUAUUUUCUAAAAUAGAAUCUGAUAUACAUUUAACCCCAAAUCCGUCAGUCGAAUUAAUUCGAGGCACUUUAUUUUCAACAGGCAGACAUAAGUCGCCCGCUUCGCUCGUUUGGCACAGCAGACGUCUGACUCGCGGACUAAGAGCUGAUGAUAUUUCCUGGCCAGAUAACUCUUUGAUUAAUUCUUUACAAAAUCUAUUGAAAGUCAUGAUAUAUUUUACUAAUUUGAUAAACUGCGGCUAAAUAAUAUACUUAAAUAACAAAAAUAUAUAGUUUUAUUAAGCUUUUGUCUUUGAGUUUUAUAAACGAG
This is a messenger RNA of Lymnaea stagnalis (great pond snail), 20078 nucleotides long. The record is from the annotation of a GenBank genome assembly. Lineage: Eukaryota; Metazoa; Mollusca; Gastropoda; Lymnaeidae.